Oncorhynchus masou masou (cherry salmon) is the source of this 1490-nucleotide messenger RNA. RefSeq lists its product as uncharacterized. Gene Ontology annotation, cellular component: plasma membrane; signaling receptor complex. The record is from RefSeq and is a predicted model, not a curated record. The coding region runs from base 196 to 1119 and encodes 307 amino acids. The transcript has 2 exons. NCBI's taxonomy places the organism in Eukaryota, Metazoa, Chordata, Actinopteri, Salmoniformes, Salmonidae.
UGUUAUGGCCACACAACCACAGCUCAUUGUGAUCUGGUUGAGAGCUCCUGCUUCAAUACUGAGACGCACAAGUUAAGGUCCAGAAUUGUGUCCAACCACAGCUUUUCCCUGAGCAUGGUGACAUCGAGUGGAACGUUACAGACCCAGUAGAUUACUUCUGGAGCUGGGCUCAGUCCUCACGGCAAAAGCUUCAACAUGCUGGCCAUCAUUGAGUCCUGGGAAGAGGAGGGGAGCUACUACGAGGACAGCACUGGUCAGUUUCUGUUCAUCUUGCUGUUAAAGGUGGGCCUGGACUGUCUGGUCCUAUCAAUGUGCUUGCGCUGGCUGCACACCUCCUUCAUGGGCGUCUGUGGCCUCUCCGUCUUCCUGGUCGAUGUGGUGUUGUUGUGCGCUGUGGCGGCUGUGUGGUUCCUCGGACCCGCCCGCUCCCCGGUGUCCAUCUGCUUCCUCUUGGCGCAUGCCUCAGCCGUGUUCAACGCGCUGCCUCUGCCCAUGCUGGGCCUGGGGCUGCUGGACUACGCCUCUGAGCCACGCUACACCACCUGCCACGACGCUCCCUGUAGGGACCUAUGGAACUAUGCUCUGACGCUGCUGGUGUGGGUGCUGGCCGGUGUGCACUCCUGCUGCUCAGCAGUCACCAACCUCCUAGAGGUUGAGUACGAGGGAGGGAGGAACGCUUUAGGGUGCACUGUGCAGGAAUCUGUGUUUGUGGUACAUUUCUCAGUGGGGAUCUCCGUGGCCAUCUGCUGUGUAAUGCUGCUCCACUACAAACAGAUGCCUUUGUGGCUGAAGGAGGCCAACUGGCUGUCAGAGCAGAGGGAUAAUGUUAACCCAAUGCUGCAGAGCCACUUGAGAUUCAGGUAUGCCAAGUUACAGCAGCUAGGGGGUGACGAGGACGGGCAGAAAGCACUGGCAGUGGAGACUGAAUGGCAGAGACCCCCCCUUUACCUCAGCCUGACUUUGGACUUUGGCACAACGUGGGCAUCUUACCUGGUCAUGUGCAUCGCCUGUGAGCUUUUGGGCCUUGCAGUCCCUGCCUACAUCAGCAUCAACCUCCUAUGGUUGGAGUGUGCCAACAGCGUAUUGGUGGGGCUGGUUUUUUGGCUCAAGAGCGACUGACUGAGGCCUUACACCGCCAGUGGCAUGUUUACUGGCACUUAAAGUAAAGAUUCACCAAUUUUCUUUCUUUCAAAUAUUUUAUUUGACUAUUUUCCACACAGACAGAAAUAAUAAUAGCACACAUAAAAUGAUAUGUAUAUAUAUAUUAUUAUAUUGUGUUUGUGCAUGUAAGCUAUGCUGGGCGGCAGGUUAGCCUAGUGGUUAGAGCAUUGGACUAGUAACCGAAAGGUUGCAAGAUCAAAUCCCUGAGCUGACAAGGUACAAAUCUGUCGUUCUGCCCCAUAACAGGCAGUUAGCCUACUGUUUCUAGGCCGUCAUGGAAAAUAAGUAUUUGUUCUUAACUGACUUGCCUAUUAAAAUGAAUAAAAUCU